Molecule: messenger RNA, 1851 nt
Organism: Lolium perenne
Lineage: Eukaryota; Viridiplantae; Streptophyta; Magnoliopsida; Poales; Poaceae
Product: F-box/kelch-repeat protein At1g51550
Molecular function (GO): protein binding
Source: RefSeq, a predicted model, not a curated record
CCCCAGGUCAGUUGAUCGCCUCACCACCACCACAGAGCUAGGCGGGCACACUCCCUCCCCCCCUCUUGCUUGCUUGCUUGCUUGCUUGCUUGUUUGAGACAAAGUCCCCCAUGCCCCCGGAAGCCGGAACACCAACCCAACCUCCAUUAGCCUAUUGAGAAAUCAAAUCAUCCAUGGCAUCCAAGAACUCACCUACCAGGUGAGCCAUCAGGCCCCAGUUGCCAUAGGAUCCAAGCACCAAAGACGCCAAGAAACCCAAGAACCACGGUGUCCUGGUUAGGAAUCGACCGACCGACGGCCAUGGCGCCCGAGGAGGCGAGCACCCAUGGAAGGUCACGGGGGGCAACUGCCAAGAAUCGAUAAGGGGCAGUGAGCGAUGGAGGCGGCGCCCGUCGCACAUCUGGGCUACGACCAGGUGCUGUCCAUCCUGCGCCUCCUCCCCGCCGAGGCCGUGGUCUCCUUCGCCGCCACCUGCCGCGCCUUUCGCGACUGGGCCUCCACUGACGUGCUCUGGGAGGCGCUCUGCCGCCGCGACUGGGGGGCACGCGCCGCCGCCGCUGCUGCCGUGGCGCUCGCCGAGCGGCGGUGCAGAUUGCCGUGGCGCCGCCUCUACGCCGAGGUCGCCCGGCUAGACGCCCUGUCCGCACGCCGCCUCCGGGUGAAGGGGCUCUCGCCACGGCCCCGGGCGUCGCACUCGCUCAACCUCGUCGCCGGAUGGCUUGUAGUCUUCGGCGGUGGCUGCGAAGGAGGUCGCCAUCUUGAUGAUAUUUGGGCAACAUAUCUUGGAAAUGGAGCUGGAAAUAGAUCGUCCAGUGUACUUUGCUGGCAGCAAUUUCCCUCUGGCACUCCAAAUGGUCGCUUUGGUCAUUCAUGCACUCUCGUUGGUGAUGCACUAGUCAUGUUUGGUGGGAUCAAUGACCGCGGGCUGCGUUUGAAUGACACAUGGAUAGGUCAAAUCAUUUCUGAAGAACCUUGUAAGAUGAGGAUCUCAUGGAGACUGCUGGAGGUAGGCCCAAUCACACCAUCUCCUCGUGGGGCCCAUGCAGCCUGCUGCUUGGAUGAUAAGUUCAUUAUGAUUCACGGUGGCAUAGGGGUGCAUGGAAGCCGGCUUGGUGAUACAUGGCUUCUUGAUCUCUCGGAUGGCCUUCGAUCUGGCAGUUGGCGCCAAAUGGAGGACACUGGACCUUCUCCUUCACCUCGUUCUGGCCACACUUUAACUUGGAUUGGUGAGACGCACCUGGUUCUUUUUGGUGGUAGAGGAUCAGAAUAUGAUGUGCUUAAUGAUGUCUGGCUGUUUGAUAUUGGCGAUCAUCUCCCACAGUGGAAGGAGCUAAAGUGUGACUUGUCCAGUAUUCUAGGUGAAUUGCCUUCUCCACGGGUUGGGCAUUCAGCAACACUUGUCUUGGGAGGCAAGAUCCUUGUAUAUGGUGGGGAGGACUCACAAAGGCGGCGGAUGGAUGAUUUCUGGACCUUAGAUUUACCAGCUUUACGUCAGUUUCAGUCAGGUUCCAGGAAAAUGGCAAAGCGUAUGUGGAAGAAACUAAGGACUGAUGGUCAAUCUCCACAUUGUCGGUCCUUCCAUGGAGCAUGUGUAGAUACUUCUGGUUGUUGUGUGUACGUUUUUGGUGGAAUGGUUGAUGCACUUGCGCAUCCUGCAGAAUCCUUGGGCUUGAGGUUUGAUGGGCAGCUGUAUCAAGUGGAGCUUGUGCUGCAUCUGUAGAAUAUGUAUGCUGUUUAGAUCCUAAUAAUGCUACAUUGUGUAGUUUUUCUUGUCAUGACUGUUAGAUAAUAAAAUCCAAAGAUCGUGCUCACGAUAUUUUAGAUGAUCAAGAUCUUUGCUUUCACAUUUCA